Molecule: messenger RNA, 3360 nt
Organism: Symbiodinium sp. CCMP2456
Lineage: Eukaryota; Dinophyceae; Suessiales; Symbiodiniaceae
Source: the annotation of a GenBank genome assembly
AUGCGGCUCGCCCGUGCCUGGCCAUGGCUGCCGCUAUACUGGAUUGCACGGAUCGAUGCCCUGGGGUCCUUCAACCCUUCACUUGGAGAAGCCGACGAAGGCGGCACUUGGCCACUUCCGGCAGCUCCAGGCCAGAGCCCGAGUCUCGUGAUCUUCGUCGUCUUCGGCUGUUUGGAGGGAUGCGGCGGAGAGAAUCGCCCUCUCGGUGCGAGGGGAGAGUGCUGGACGAUUCACAUGAGGCACCAGGCCUCCGACGUCUCCGAUGCCCUCAAGCGAUUCCUGAAGGUUGCGUGGAAGCUUUUUUCGAAUUCAUCGUCGGGUCUCGGCUCUGAAGGAACCGAGCCACCUGUAGGGAAGGUACAGGCAUUUCUUUUGCAACGAGACUCCGCAGUCCCUGCACGCACAUCGGGGGAGCCCUUCGAAAGGCGCGCCGGACUUGCCGAGUCCCACAGUAUCGCUUCUUAUGUUGACUUUUGGCGGAAUCUGCGCCGAACCACUGAUUCAGCAAUUCUGCGCGAGCAGACUUAUACCACAUCCACAUUGUAUAGCGCCAAAACGUCCACAACAUCCACCUGGCCGACUGAGAUGCACAGCAGCGCGGCCACCAGAUCCUUCGCCCGAUUGGCGGAGGUGACAUCUGUUAAUGACAAUGAGACAGCUUCACAAAAUGCCGCUAUGACGACGACAACGCCGCCGUCGGGCUUUGUGGCAACAUCUUCGACCUCCAAUUUGUCGGCCACAAGCGCCGACACGAACAGCUCACUCACAGAGAACUCGGCCAUUGAUGCCGUGAGUGAGCAGAACUCUAGCGAGUACAACUCCAGUGCGGCGUCGACCUCAACCACAUCAAUGUGGAUGGAAGAGAACAAGACGAAAGCUUCGAGCGGAAGCAGCGAACCUGCCUGGAACGAGACCGAAGUUCCGCAGAACGACUCCUACGUCGUGGAAGCAAGCAAUGCGUCCGAAGAGUUUCUGGAAGAGUCCACUUUGACUGGCAACCUGUCCAACAGGAAGGAAGAGAUAGCAUCAGAGAUGCUGAAUGGCAGCAAUGACUCUUGGAGUGUUCCUGCAUCUCUGGAAGACGAUGCGACCAACGAGUCCUCGAACGACAGCGAUUUUCUCUACAACGGCUCCACCAUCGCGCAUGCCAGCAAUGCGUCGGAAGACCUUCGGGAAGAGAACGACGAUGACCGGCACCUUGAUGCCAACCUAUCAAAUUGGACUCUGAAGAACUUGUCGGAGGUGCUCUCCGUUUGGAACGAGUCCUUCAACGAUAGCGCAAGCGACGGCGAACUUCCCGACAACGCCUCCGCCAUCGUCGGGGAAGCCGCCAAUGCCUCCUCCGAAGAUUAUCUGGAAGAUGACAAUGAGUCCGUCGAGCUCAAUGGCAACCUAUCGGGCUCGAACCAAGACAACAUGUCGAAGGUGUCGGACACCAGCAACGUGUCCGGAAGUCUACCUGCCUGGAACGAGACCGAAGAUCCCAUCAACAUCUCCGUUGUCACGGAGGCCAUCAAUGCCUCGGAAGAUCUGCUUGAAGAUGACAACGAGUCCAUCGAGCUGGAUGGCAACCUGUCAGAUGCGACCGAAGGAAACGUGUCGGCGGUCCCGAACAACAGCAAUGACCGCUGGAUUUUACCAGAAGAUGUGCACAUCGAUGGGAACGAGUCUGCCAACGAGAGCGACGCCUGGAACCAGACAGAGCCUCCUUACGCUCGAGAAGCUGGCAAUGCCUCGGACGCAUUGGAAGAUGACAAUGAGUCCGUCGCGCUGGAUGGCAAUCUGUCCAAUAGGACCGCUGAGAACUUGGCGGAGGUCUCGAACAGCAGCAAUGGCUCCUGGAUUCUGCCAGAAGGCCUGCCCAUCAUGGGGAACAAGUCCGCCAACGAUACCGAUGCCUGGAAUGAGACCGAAGAUCCCAUCAACAUCUCCGUUGUCACGGAGGCCAUCAAUGUCUCGGAAGAUCUGCGUGAAGAUGUCAAUGAGUCGACCGAGCUGGAUGGCAACCUGUCAGAUGCGACCGAAGAAAACGUGUCGGCGGUCCCGAACAACAGCAAUGACCGCUGGAUUUUACAAGAAGAUGUGCACAUCGAUGGGAACGAGUCUGCCAACGAAAGCGACGCCUGGAACCAGACAGAGCCUCCUUACGCUCGAGAAGCUGGCAAUGCCUCGGACGCAUUGGAAGAUGACAAUGAGUCCGUCGCGCUGGAUGGCAAUCUGUCCAAUAGGACCGCUGAGAACUUGGCGGAGGCAAUGACUCCUGGAUUCUGCCAGUCACUUGGGUACGCAAUUACUUGGGUGGCAAUUGGAAGUUCCAAGCUAAUGGAAGGCCUGCCCAUCAUGGGGAACAAGUCCACCAACGAUAGUGAUGUCCCGUCCUCGACUGUUCAGGCCUGGAACGAGACCGAAGGUCCCAUCGACAUCUCCGUUGUCACGGAGGCCAUCAAUGUCUCGGAAGAUCUGCGUGAAGAUGUCAAUGAGUCGACCGAGCUUGAUGGCAACCUGUCAGAUGCGACCGAAGAAAACGUGUCGGCGGUCCCGAACAACAGCGGCUUGGAAGAUGUGCCCAUGGCUGGCAACGAGUCUGCCAACGAAAGUGAUGCCUGGAACCAGACAGAGCCUCCUUACAACGGAGAAGCCACCAAUGCCUCGGACGCAUGGGAAGAUGACAAUGAGUCCGUCGCGCUGGAUGGCAAUCUGUCCAACAGGACUGCUGCGAACUUGGCGGAGGUCUCGAACAGCAGCCGCUUGAAUGCAGUGCUUCUGGAAGGCCUGCCCAUCAUGGGGAACAAGUCCACCAACGAUAGUGAUGCCUGGAACGAGACCGAAGAUCCCAUCAACAUCUCCGUUGUCACGGAGGCCAUCAAUGUCUCGGAAUAUCUUCUGGAAGAUGACAACGAGUCCACCGAGCUGGAUGGCAACCUGUCAGAUGCGACCGAAGGGAACGUGCCGGAGGUGUCGAAAAGCAGCAACGACUCCUGGAUUCUACCGGAAGACGUGCCCAUCUUUAGAAACGAGUCUGCCAACCACAGUGAUGCCAGUGAUGGCUUGAACGAGACCGAAGUUCCCAUCAACAUCUCCAUCGUCACGGAGGCCAUCAAUGUCUCGGAAGAUCUUCUGGUGGAUGACAACGAGUCCACCGAGCUGGAUGGCAACCUGUCAGAUGCGACCGAAGGGAACGUGCCGGAGGUGUCGAACAGCAGCAACGACUCCUGGAUUCUACCGGAAGACGUGCCCAUCUUUGGAAACGAGUCUGCCAACCACAGCGAUGCCAGUGAUGCUGAGGGCUUGAACGAGACCGAAGUUCCCAUCAACAUCUCCAUCGUCACGGAGGCCAUCAAUGUCUCGGAAGAUCUUCUG